AUGCCACGACAGGAGUCUCCAGAAUCCGCCGAGCAACCGCUUCAGGGUGUGGUGUUGUGCUUCACCUCGAUUGGACCAGAAGACCGGACUCGAUAUGCCGAUAUCGCAAUCAAGAUGGGAGCAGAGCACAAGCUCGACUUGACUUCAGAUACCUCCCACCUAAUCGUCGGUAGCACAGAUACGCUCAAGUAUCAAUACGUCGCCAGAGAAAGAGAAGAUAUCAGGGUCUUGGUUCCAGAUUGGAUUGAGGCUGUGCGAGAUCACUGGAUCAAUGAUCUGCCUCUGGACCUGGAUGCUCUUGCCACCAAAUAUCGAGUGCCCACCUUAGCCGGCUUGAAAAUAUGCAUCACAGGUUUUGAUGAUCUUGUCUUCCGUGCUCAACUGCAGAACAAUGUCAAGCAGAACGGUGGAGAAUAUACCGGAGACCUGACCAAGGACGUCACUCAUCUGAUCGCAGCCAAGCCCGAAGGGAAGAAGUACGAGUAUGGGAUGCAGUGGCAGAAAAAGGUAGUGAGUCUGAAAUGGUACAAGGACAGCCUUGAGAGGGGCAUGCAGUUGGACGAGGCUCUCUACCAUCCUACACUCCCAGUCACUGAGCAGGGCGUGGGGGCGUGGAAUCGAAAACAGCGACCAUCUCCUCAACUGGGCAAACGUGCACGGGAAGAGACCAUUGCUCCAGAGCCAUCUCGGAAACUUCGAAGGACUGCAAGUGUUCGGCUGGGUAGUCAGAAUCAGGACAUGUGGUCGGACAUUGUCGGUGGUGCUGGUUUCGAGGCUCCGACUGAUGGCCGUCCGCGGCUGAAGCCUUCUAUCUCCAUGCCAUCACUUCGAAGACCCGACAGACCUGCAAUUGUGGCUGAGGACGUUCGGAAUGACCAAGUCAAUACUGGAUCUGGUCCCGGCAAUACACGUUUUGAAGGGUUCCUGGCUGGCUGUCACUUCAUGGUACAAUGCCUGGAUCAGAAAAAGAAUGAACACCUACGGAGGAUUUUGACCUCGCUCGGUGCGACAAUCAUUGGUGAAGACGAAACUCAAUGCAGUAUCGAACCUAGCAAGUUGUUCAUUAUACUGCCACACAAUGUGGCCGCGGCUGGACCAGUUCCCGGAGACGUCGUUCCUGAGGGCUUCCAGGUGGUAUCUGAACUCUGGCUGGAGAAAUGCAUGAUCGCGAAGUCAUUCAUAGCUCCUGAAAGCUAUCCACUCGGGCAGGUGAUUAGAGAACCCAGCACGGCACUGAAAGAUUUGACCAUCAACGUCAGCGGCUUCGACGGAAUCGAGAAUGUGCAUAUCAUCAAGAUCGUCACAUUGCUUGGCGGCACAUACGCGGAGGCUUUCACUUCGGCCAUUUCAGUGCUUGUAUGCAGAGCCACCUUUGCGAGAAGGGACAAACUUGAGCUGGCACAUCAUCUGGGUAUUCCUGUUGUGACGGAGGAAUGGCUGUGGUCGACGAUGAAGGAUCAGGCCAAAGCAAGCAUAAACGAUCAUCUUCUGCAACCUCAGCCAUCUCACGUCGCGAAGAAUGACGCGGCCAGCGCGACGAAGGCACCCACGGGCGACCAUGUGUGGUUGGGGACGACGUUUCUACAGAGAAAAGCGAGCGAUGGACCAGCACGCCGACAAGGACGCGCACAGGCAGCUGAUAAGCGGACCAGACCAGGAGCGGUAACAGUCAGUCCUAAAAGGUCGGGUACACCUGUCAUCGUUCACCAGGAGUCCUCAGAUGUUGCACAUGGUACAGACCGCACGAGUGCCUCUGAGCAACAAAGUGACACACAGGAUGGGUUGUACGUCGAUGGCAAGUGUCCACUCCGAGAGCUCCCUCCAACUUCUGCUCGCAGGAACGUUCAGGCUGUCGAACAUACUAAGGCUCCCAUUCCCUCACUGGAUGGUGCAUCGAGUGUGGAAGAGCAGAAGGCGAAGGAAAACACGCAGGGGGUGGUAGAAGUCGCAGCAAAACUCACCGACGUCGAAGCGAUCAAUGGGGCAAUCCGAGACAUCUUGAAUGAGCGCUCGAACCAAAAAGCUGCCAAUAACAAAGUGUCCGAUGAACCAAGGAAGAAGAACAACAGACUGGUCGGCCGAGCUCUCAGCAACCUGUCCAAUUCAUCAUCUACCUCGAAUGUGCGACCCUCGAGAGCAAGCUCUGUUGGCAGCGUAAACACAGAUGGCAUCGGCACCGAACUUCCUACCAAGCAAUUGGGAGAGCACCAGGGUGGCGAAUCGACAUCCGCAGCCGAAAAGAGAAGCUUCAGCCUCACCGGACGAGCUAAGACUCCUCUAGCAGGGCUGAAUUCUGCUGCAUAUGGGAUGGACGAUCCUGAUUUGGUCAGGCCGGCAGGUUUUCACACCGAGCAAGAACCAGCACCUCGCAUGACACAACUGGGCUACGAAGACCCCGAAGAAGCAAUCCUGCUACGCGAAAAGCUGGCUGCUUCGAGACAGAAAAGAUCAAAGAACCCUGGCGACCAUGCAGCUGAAGAUCAAGACGAGAGAGCGAAACCAGCCUUGACCAGGCGGAAAACCGCUGACCGCAAGAUUCGCGACGAUGAUCUACUGGCCAUCGCGAAUACAGGGUGGGGAAGCGGAAGGAGGACGAGGCAUAAGCAGCGGAGUCCUCCAGGCAUAAAAGGGUUUUGA
This is a messenger RNA of Cladophialophora carrionii CBS 160.54, 2637 nucleotides long. RefSeq lists its product as uncharacterized. Gene Ontology annotation, biological process: DNA replication initiation; mitotic DNA replication checkpoint signaling; mitotic G2 DNA damage checkpoint signaling. Lineage: Eukaryota; Fungi; Ascomycota; Eurotiomycetes; Chaetothyriales; Herpotrichiellaceae. The transcript has 5 exons. Bases 1 to 2637 code for a protein of 878 amino acids. The record is from RefSeq and is a predicted model, not a curated record.